Molecule: messenger RNA, 1573 nt
Organism: Thrips palmi
Lineage: Eukaryota; Metazoa; Arthropoda; Insecta; Thysanoptera; Thripidae
Product: clavesin-1-like
Cellular component (GO): membrane
Molecular function (GO): phosphatidylinositol bisphosphate binding
Source: RefSeq, a predicted model, not a curated record
GCCGGGGGUGGGGGCAGGGGGAGGGGGCACGGACUGCCAUGGCCAGUACAUAGGUGGCCGUCAGUGACAGUCACAGUGCGAGGAAGCUUGGUGCCGAGACAGUGCGACAGUCAGUGCAUUCCCAGGGAACCCCCAGUGCAUCAACGAGCAAAGGUAGACUCCGAUCGCCGUCAAGAUGGCCGACCGCUGCAAGAUGGACGUGUCGCCGAUCUCGGACAGAGUGAAGGCCAUCGCCGAGAAGGAGCUGCGGGAGACCCCCGAGCUGGCCCAGCAGUCCCUCGCCAAGCUCAGGGAGCUCAUCAAGGCCGACGGCAAGAUCCAGAUCAACGUGGACGACGACGCGCUGAUGCUGGUGUUCCUCAGGCCGUGCAAGUUCUACCCCGAGAGCGCACUUGACCUGAUCAAGCGGGUGCUGGAGUUCAAGGAGAAGAAUGCCUCCCUGCUGGCCGGCCUCAAGCCCGAGGGCGAGAAGGACGCCAUCCUCUCCUCCGACGUGGUCAACGUGCUGGUGGACCGCGACCAGAACGGCCGCCGCGUCCUCAUCAACAAGUGCGGCAGCUGCUGGGACCCCAAGAAGGUCACCUCCGACCAGAUCUUCAGGAUAUUCUACCUGAUCCACCUGGCCGCCAUGCUGGAGCCCGAGUCCCAGGUGUCCGGCGUGGUGGUGGUGCUGGACUUCGAGGGCCUCGGCAUGAAGCAGGUGGGGGUCUCGCCCACCUUCUCCAUGCGCCUGCUCAACUUCAUCCAGGACGCCAUGCCGCUGCGGCUCAAGGAGGUGCACAUCGUCAAGCAGCCCUUCCUCUUCAACAUGGUGUGGACCAUGUUCAAGCCCUUCGUCCGCGAAAAGCUCAAGGGCAGGCUGUACUUCCACGGCGACAAGAUGGCCUCCCUGCACAAGCACAUGGACCCCAACCACCUGCCCGCCGACUACGGCGGCAAGCUGCCCAAGAUGAACUACACCAGCGCCGACUGGUACCCCGAGAUCGAGAAGUGCAGAGCACACAUCGAAGCGUGGGACACCUACAAGCUCAUCAAGUAAGGGACCAGAGGGCCAGAGCAGGGCCGGGACUUCCGUCCGCCCGGCCGCCCCCACACCAAGACUGAGCAAAUACCAUUUAGGACCACAAGGCUCAAUAUUUAUGUGAACGAGUGCUCAAUGUACCGUACGAUGUACAAUGUACAGUAGCGUGCGGCGUUCCGCGCCGCACGAUCAUUGUGAUACAUUUUACGCGAAACCGUUUUCGUAAAACUACAAAACGUGAAACUAGUCUACUUCCGCUGCGUGGCAUGCGUGGCCUGCGUGCCCAGCCGAUGCCGUGCAGAAGCAGGGCGAGUCUCUCCCAGGCUCCUCCAAACUAUCGACAAAAAAUUGAAGAAAAUACCGAUAUUAUAUUAGUGUGAGACGGCCACGUUUCACCGUCCACUCGGGACGUGCAUGUCGAUGUUGCUCGUUCCCGCGCGCCUCCAUGACACCCCCAGCGGGUUUUGUAAAUAGCCAUUUUACCUAAGCCGAGGCGAGUUGAUAUUUUUAGAGCAGUAUUUAUGUUUUGAAAUAAACAUUACAAUAAGAGUC